AGCUGUGGCAUAUGUUUCAGCCAUUGCUCCGGCUCUGUUGGCUGUUCUUAUCCAAACCAAUGAUUGGAACGUGGAACGAGGAUGAAACCCAAACAACAGCUUUUCAGGGAGCGAUGGAUUUCAAUUCCUAAACGAAUGAUAGCACAAUCUGCCAAUAGUUUAUCUGUACGUGUAGUACACGUAACAGUUGCAUGUGAUAAUUUCAAGCUUCAUUAUUUAUGUUAGGCUUGAAUCACAAAUUGUUGAUUUCCUUCAGAAUCCAGAAAAAAGAAACGCAUUAUAAAAGUGUUAGGAUUUGGGCUUAGGCAAUAAUAUAAAAUAGAAACAAAAUUUUAAAACAUUAAGAAUUUAUUAACUUGCUGAUCAGUACAUAACAAAUUUUGGGGUUACUGAUUACUUUCUCACUCUACAGGAUGAACAUUUUUACCUGUACUUUUACGGGUCAAUUUAAUGUUGUUCAGCCAUCACUUCUCAGCUCAGUCAGUGGAUGAAUAUGCAUGUGCAUCGCUCAGAUAAUUCAGAUCUACAAGUAUAUUAUUUAAUUAGAUAUAAAGAAAACAGCUAACCACACUGGAAUAAACCAGUGAGACUUAUGUGCGUUUCAGAAUGUUUCUGAAUAAAAUUACUUAAAAGAAAAAUAUACCUUGAGUUACAUAAGCUGACUCCAAAAUUCUUCGCUUAAUGGUUUCAAGAAAACACGCACUUUUACGUGGUCAUAUGUCUGUCUCGACCUAUUGUCAGCAACCACAAUUUUAACGGUCGAUGCUAGUCUUUCUGAGGGAACAGAACUGGAAGGUGCAGUAAGAUAUUUAAGUGCCACUUGUGAAAGAAAUGGCAUCAUAGCUUUCAUCUUAUUCCAGUACAUAAUAGGGUUCACAUUCUUAUCCACCAAAGGGUGAUCAAAAUAUAAUUUAAGCUCACUAGGAAAUCACCAGAGCCAGAGAUUUCCAUCCGAGAUGCAUUUUUCGUUUUUAUGAGAUUCUCGUGUAGAGCCCAUAGAGAUGCUGGAUUUUGAGCUCAUUUCUGCUCAGAUGGCUGAAACAUAUCCUUUUUAAAAAAGAUAUUUUGCUUUAUAUAUACAUGUAUGUAUGUAUAUGUGUGUGUAUGUUUUUUUUAAGGUGGCGGGGAAAUCUGCAAACAGGCACCUGAGAAGAGAACUCAGGGUGUGGGGAUGAGACUAGGGCAGAGAUGCUGGGGUAGUUACACUCGCCCAGGCACCUACUGAUCCCUGUCCCAACCCACUAAAACCCCUCCAGUUUCCAGCCCUGGUCUUCCCUGAACGACGGUUAAGUAUUACGUCGGGGAGUGGCUUUUGUGCGUGAUGCACCCUCUUUACUCUUAUAACCUCCUAGCUAACUACCUGGAGACUGGUAAUUAGCUACCACUGGCGUGUUGGUGGUUGACCCGCCCCACACGUUGCAGCUCCAGGACAAUCUGAGAGGCGACCGCACAGACCGCGUUCCAGAUGUUCGGGUCGUCGCACAUCCUCCGGACUAGAUUGUCCGGAGUAGUGUCAGGCCCGCUCACAGCCAUCAUGUCGCUCCUCGCUCUUACGAAACAGGGGCAUACGAAGAAGACAUGCUCCGCAGUCUCCUCCUCCUCCACGCACUCGUGACACAUGGGGGACACCGCGUGUCCGAACCUGUGCAGAUAUUGCCUGAAACAACCAUGGCCUGACAGGAUUUGUGUCAGGUGGAAGUUCACUUCACCAUAUCGUCUCCCGACCCUGCCGGAUAUCUCCGGUAUAAGUCGGUGCGUCCAUCUGCCCCUUGUGGAGUUGGACCAUUCCCGCUGCCAGCGGAGCAUCGAGAAUGACCUUCUGGUACCUCGUAUGCCCCUUGUGUCACGUUGGUCGAAACACUCUCUGUCCUCCUUGAUGGCGAUGCUGAUAGGCAUUAUGCCGGACAAGACACAGAUUGCAUCGUAUGACACCGUACGAUACGCACUUGCAACUCUCAGGCACAUGAGCCUGUAGGUAAUUUCCAGUUUACCACGGUAACUGUUAGUACGUAGCGCUCUGGACCACACUGGCCCACCAUACCUAAGUAUGGACGAAACCACGCUGGCAAGAAGUCUUCGCUUGCUGCCAUAAACCGCUGAGCUAUUGGACAUCAUAUGAGAUAGUGCUGCAAUAGCCGAUGAGACCCUCUUACAGGCAUAGUCGACGUGACUCCCGAACGUGAGCUUGUCGUCCACCAUAACCCCCAAGAGCUUCAGGGAUCGCUUCGAGGUGAUGGUGCAGUCUCCGACUCUGACCACCGCCUGUUGCUCCGAUUUACGGUUGUCCACAACCGUGACCUCCGUCUUAUGAUGCGCGAGCUCCAGUUUCCUGGAGCGCAUCCAGUCCUCGACCUUGCGUAUACAGUGCGCGGCCGUCAACUCUACCUCCUCGAUAGACUCGCCGUAAACCUCCAGCGUUAUGUCGUCAGCAAAGCCGACGAUCACAACCCCUACAGGGAACUUGAGUUUCAACACUCCGUCAUACAUGACAUUCCACAACACCGGGCCCAGGAUAGAACCUUGCGGAACUCCUGCGCAACUGUGACGAUUCGAAAAUGCACAAUAUCGAUGUUGAUCAUCCGCGGAAAAAGUACGCUUGUGAAUUCUGCAACAUGGAACUGAGCACGGAAUUCCGGUUGGUGGAACAUAGGAGAAUUCAUACCGGGGAACGACCCUAUGCGUGUGAUAUCUGCAGUAGCACAUUCCGCACAGCUAGACUUUUGCAGUACCAUAAGCAUGCUCACCAGGAUUUUGAGUGUGACAUAUGCAAGCGAUGUUUUACCUUAAAAUCACAUUUAAUGUCCCACAUGAAUAUUCACCGCACAGAUUGGCCACAUAAAUGUCCAAUUUGCGAGAGAAGAUGCGCUAAAAAGUGGCAUCUCGUAGCUCAUAUGUUCAUUCACAGUGAUGCACGGCCCUUCAAGUGUGACAACUGUGACGCGUCAUUCAAGAGUCGUGAUGUUCUAAAAAGACAUAUGAAGACCCACAAGGUCAAGCCCUUCCCGGGCAACAUCGAAAGUUCAGAGGCAAACCGGACUGAUAACAGCCAAAGCAAUAGAUCAGCGAAAUUCACCUGCGACAUAUGCGGCAAACAGUACCAGACACUAAGACCACUUCAUUUACAUCUGAAGCUCCAUCAAACUGACAACACAAAAUACCUGCACGAGUGCACGAUUUGUGGUAAGGAACACCUGAACAGAUCAUCACUUAAUAGCCAUAUGGUUUGGCAUACUGCAGAACGGUCUCUCGAUUGCGAUAUUUGCGGUGCAUCAUUUAAAACAGCUUCAAAUCUGAAUUACCAUAAGAAAACACACAGUUCCGAGAGACCGCAUGAAUGCAAAAUUUGCGGAAAAAGGUUUCUUGUUCCUUCCGCGCUAAAGCAGCACUUGUUUCACCAUACUAAUGCCCGGCCUUUUAAGUGCAAUAUUUGCGGUCAAUCAUUGAGUACAAAAUAUACUCUUAGAAAUCAUAAACAAAUGCAUAAUUUAAAUCGUGAGACCAUUACAUCCGAGCAAAAUCUUGUGACGCAAGUGGAUGCGCACACUGAAGAGAAACUUUUCAAGUGCGAUAUUUGCGUUUUUUCCUAUAAAACAGCUAAUGGUUUGAGAAAACAUAAGGAAAAGCACACCUCGGAGAGUCCGUUCAAGUGCGAAAUUUGUGACAAAAGAUAUAUAUUUUCUUACAGCCUGAGGCAGCACAUGCUUGGACACACAAAUGAACGGCCGUGUAAAUGCAAUAGUUGCGGCUUAUCAUUCAAGAGAUCUCAUCAUCUGUGCGCUCAUGAAAAAAGGCACACUUGAAUUUUCUCCUUGAUUCGAUAGUUGGAUAAAAUUGACUACAACAAAAAAAAGCAGCGGUUCUUUUUUUGGAAAUAAAAUCAGCCUUAAAGUUUCACAAAUAA
Messenger RNA from Wyeomyia smithii (pitcher-plant mosquito), 3901 nucleotides. Its product is annotated as zinc finger protein 184-like. NCBI's taxonomy places the organism in Eukaryota, Metazoa, Arthropoda, Insecta, Diptera, Culicidae. The transcript has 3 exons. Bases 2556 to 3800 code for a protein of 414 amino acids. The record is from RefSeq and is a predicted model, not a curated record.